Maniola jurtina (meadow brown) is the source of this 1587-nucleotide messenger RNA. RefSeq names its product facilitated trehalose transporter Tret1-like. Gene Ontology annotation, molecular function: transmembrane transporter activity. The transcript has 3 exons. Gene Ontology annotation, cellular component: membrane. The coding region runs from base 67 to 1509 and encodes 480 amino acids. The record is from RefSeq and is a predicted model, not a curated record. Gene Ontology annotation, biological process: transmembrane transport. NCBI's taxonomy places the organism in Eukaryota, Metazoa, Arthropoda, Insecta, Lepidoptera, Nymphalidae.
GUAAGAUAAUGACGUGUUUUUACCUUUUAAAUGAAGACUGCUAAUGUUAUAUAACAAGUUUUAAAGAUGGGCCGCUUUAGUGAUGUUUAUUUCUGGAGACAGGUAUUGGUGCUUAUAGGCAGUUGUAUGCUAUCGGUGGGUACUGGUUUCAUGCUGUCGUUCCCAUCGGUCCUGAACCCAAGCAUAUUGUCCCCAAACAGCACUGGAAUACAUGCAACUCAGGACCAGGCUUCUUGGAUAGCUAGCAGCAAUGGUAUUUCGGGCGUUUUUGGAUUUUGCAUGGUACCGUACAUCAUGCAAAUUUACGGUCGAAAAUCCGUUCACAUUGGACUAAACUUUUUUGCUGGUCUCGGUUUCCUAAUAUUUUCACUGGCAAGUAAUGUUCCAUGUUUAUAUGCGGCAAGAAUCAUGCAAGGAGUAUCAAUGUGCGCAGUUUAUAUUUCAACCUUGAUAUUAGGAGAAUACGCACACCCGAAAAGACGAGGUUACUUCGUCACUGUAAAAAAAUUUACGGUUGCAAUUGGUUCACUGAUGUGCCACUCCUUGGGUAUGUUCUGGACCUGGAAACAGAUAGCUGCUUUUGCAACCAUUCCAUACACUUUUGGAGUAUUUUCUACAUUUCUGUGGCCUGAGAGUCCAUCGUUUUUGGCUUUGAUAGAGAAAUAUGAUGAAUGUAAAAAAUCACACAACUGGCUGUUUGGAGACGGUGCAAGGAGUAGGAAAGAAUUAGAAGAUUUAAUAUCAACCCAAAAAGAAGUGAGAAAUCAGAGAAAGAACAAGGAAAACCUGAGGUUUGUGAUCAGAAAAUUGCUAAAAAAAGAAUUCAUGAAACCAUUUUUAAUAGUUUCUUUAUUGACAAUGAUAAUAGACGCGAGUGGAAGAUAUUAUGUGUUUGCAUAUAUAGUCCAAAUCCUAACUGAAGUUACGAAUGAUAAGUCUAUCGCUGCAUAUUUUACAAUAGGCUCCGAUAUAUUAACAUUAGCUGCGUUGAUAAUGUCAUGUUUUGUGAUACGAUGUUGUAAAAGACGGACUUUACUAUUUACUUCUGGUAUAACUUGUGUGAUUUUGAUGUGUCUUACAAGUUUGAUCACAUUUUUGAAAUCUCGUUUUAAUAUAUUAGAUUCUGUGUAUUGGUGGUUCAUUCCUUCAGUUAUUUUAUUGAAUAUUUUCAUCGUUAACGUAGGGAUUAUACCCGCUAGUUUUGCAAUAAUGUGUGAAAUAUUUCCACUGGAACACAAAGGUACAGGUAUAUGUGCAACUGGUAUAGUUUUUACUAUUUUGUUUUCACUUGUCAUGAAAUUUACUCCAUUGAUGAUGGAGAACACAGGAGUUGAAGGUACAUUUGGCAUCUACGCACUUCACGUGGCUGUGGGUUUGUUGAUAUUAUAUUUCAUUUUAAAUGAAACUAAGGAUAAAACGUUACAGGAAAUAGAAAAAGAAAUCAGAGGCAUCAAACAAGCUAAGUUUAAUGAGUAUUAUUUAAAUGAUAAACCAUUGAUCGAAAAGUGAUGCCGAUAUUCUUUACUACCCCACAUCGGAAAAGCCAAAAGGAAGGGUUAUAUCAUUGUAAAUAAAAAUCUAGGAUUA